This is a messenger RNA of Peronospora belbahrii, 1689 nucleotides long. Lineage: Eukaryota; Oomycota; Peronosporomycetes; Peronosporales; Peronosporaceae. The record is from the annotation of a GenBank genome assembly.
AUGAUUUGGGCCAUCCUCUGCGUUGCUGCGUUAAUGUUGUCAGCAUUGGGCACGGGUUUAGUCGUCUUCAAGUUCUACAAAGACUGGUAUGUUCGUGCUUCAAGUGUAAGAUGGUUGUUUGCUGCUUUUUUUACCUACCAGUUCAUUGCUUCGACAUCAAGACUGGUGUAUUUCAUAUGGCUCACGAUUGCAAUCCAUGAAAGGAGACGGUUUAGCGAUUACAACGACUUGAAUAAAGAUGCCGUGAUGACAACGGAGCUAUAUCGAUUGGGAACGAGUGCAGUAUUGAAACUGAUCCAAAAGCAAAAUGGCUGGAUCACUGCUGUGAUUGUUGUUGGUGACACGACAAACUUUGGACUUUCAAUCUGGAUUGGUGCUCUCGUGUAUGAAUUGUCCAAACUCGUAGCGCUUUCCAUGGACCGUGGAGAGAAACACGAACGAGCUCAAAUCCGCUUGUAUGCAUGGGUUGGUCACUCCAGCAUUGCAACUUUCUUAGUUGUUGAAAUCGUUCUUGCCAUUAUUUUCGUGGGAUACUCUACAUACGCCUAUUCGAUGUUGUUAGCUGUAUACGCUGCACAGAUUGUUGUACUUGUCUACAUGGUGAUUAUGGUGAUCGUGCUCAAGAGAAAUGGUCGGAAUUACGAAAGCAUUCAUGGAACUUUUGUGACUUCUCCUCUCUACCGACGGCUCAAGUGGAUCAUGCUUGCGUACGCGUUAUUUGCCUUUCAAUUUCAGUUUUCAUCAGUAGUUCUAUACGCGGCACCAAUUGACGAAGAAACAGUUUCACGCUACGCUGGAAUAAGCUUUACACUGUUUUAUCUGCGUGGUUUCGUAUUCUCCAUCGUCGCUGGUUGCAGUCAACCUUGUGUCGUACGAUGCUUAGGAUGCUGUGUUCCCAACGAAAUUAUAGCACAAUAUACCCAGCGUCAGGAAUGUGUGACUAUACCUGAGGACUGCGAUCAGCCUGACAUUAAUCCUGUGUUUGUGAUCACUGAUAUUGAAUCGUCCAGCGAGCUUUGGGCUGAGGGUGAUGGUCGAAUCAUGCAGCAGGCAACACAAGUUCACGAUGACAUUUUACGAAGUUUACUAGCUGCAUACCAUGGCUACGAGAUUGCUACAGCAGGUGAUUCUUUUCAAUUGGCUUUUCAUACGAUUCAAGAUGCAGUGGAGUAUUGUUUGGAUGCUCAAAUGCAACUACUUAACGCAAAGUGGCCCAAACGUUUGCACAACUUGGUACCCGCCACACGAAAAGAGCGCGUUGGAACGAAAACAAUUUUUAAAGGUCUUCGUGUUCGCAUGGGCGUGCACGAUGCAAUCGAGUCGGAAGGACCUCUUGUUCAAGAUGUACAUGUGGUAACAGGGAAAUUGACAUAUACCGGGGCUUCUGCAGUCAUUGCCAACGAGAUCGAAGAGUUGGGAGCUGGAGGUCAAAUUCUAGUCACUAAGCGCAUAGCUGAGUGUCUCGCAGCAAGUUGUUUCCAGAUUACAAGCAAAUUUGUGAUGAAACGUUUGGGCGAGUAUUCCAUCCCUCGUUUGCAUACAAUGCAGGAGGUGUUUCAGGUGGUGCCUAAACCACUGGUACUGCGAUUUGAACGUUUUCAGUUGCCAGAAUGCAUUGUACAGAUUGAGCAAGAGGAGACACAGUCGGAAAGUGAAAGUCACACGUUUUACACGUCCAUGCAGGUUUAA